Messenger RNA from Phaeodactylum tricornutum CCAP 1055/1, 551 nucleotides. RefSeq lists its product with no specific name. The transcript has 3 exons. Gene Ontology annotation, cellular component: cytosolic small ribosomal subunit; ribosome. Lineage: Eukaryota; Bacillariophyta; Bacillariophyceae; Surirellales; Neidiaceae. Bases 78 to 470 code for a protein of 130 amino acids. Gene Ontology annotation, biological process: translation. Gene Ontology annotation, molecular function: structural constituent of ribosome. The record is from RefSeq and is a predicted model, not a curated record.
CGUAGUUGUCGUUUUGUUUCUCGUUUGGAUUUGUCCAUUCUCUUUCCAUUCCUUAACAACCUACUCAAUCUUUCAAGAUGGUUCGCAUGUCCGUUUUGGCAGAUUGCCUCAAGACGAUUUCCAACGCGGAAAAGCGUGGACGCCGACAGGUUCUGAUCCGACCUUCCAGUAAAGUCGUCAUUAAGUUUUUGCAAAAAAUGCAAGAGCAUGGCUACAUUGGAGAAUUCGAGAUUAUUGACGAUCACAGAGCCAACAAGAUCGUUGUGGAGCUAAACGGACGACUGAACAAGUGCGGUGUCAUCUCUCCCCGAUUCGACGUCAAGGUGGACGAAAUCGAAAAGUGGAUCGUCAAUCUUCUGCCGUCUCGUCAAUUCGGACACAUUCUGAUUUCCACCACGUACGGAAUCAUGACCCACGAAGAAGCACGACGCAAAAAGACGGGAGGCAAAAUAUUGGGCUUUUUCUACUAGAGGAAGAAUAGACUGAUGAAGAAAGGUCAAGCGCGAAACGUCUAAUUACAAAAUCGUAACAAAGAAAGAAGGAUUAUAUUU